Messenger RNA from Pistacia vera, 2964 nucleotides. Its product is annotated as protein gamma response 1. Gene Ontology annotation, cellular component: site of double-strand break. Bases 269 to 2218 code for a protein of 649 amino acids. The transcript is spliced from 3 exons. Lineage: Eukaryota; Viridiplantae; Streptophyta; Magnoliopsida; Sapindales; Anacardiaceae. Gene Ontology annotation, molecular function: single-stranded DNA binding; flap-structured DNA binding; damaged DNA binding. Gene Ontology annotation, biological process: DNA double-strand break processing involved in repair via single-strand annealing; double-strand break repair via homologous recombination. The record is from RefSeq and is a predicted model, not a curated record.
ACAACUUCAAUUAUCAAUGAAGUCCUCGUCAAGAAUCUGAUCCAGCAAGAAAUGGGCCUGAGGGAAGCCCAUCUUAAUGGACUCUACAGAAGGCCCAGUUUCUCUCAAAAAGCUUGCCCGGGAAGCUCUUCGAAACAAAUGGUACAAAUACAAAUCGGCGGGAAUAAGAUAAUUCAACAAACAGAGACAGAGUAUAAAGGACUAAAGGAGAGAGAUUUCAGUUUUAAUUCGCAAACUCAGAUUCAAGGAAGCUGCAGUUGAUUCAGAUAUGGAGGGCCAUCUUCAAGCUUCUUCAAAAUUAGGGUGUCCUGCUGACAGUAAUGAAGCAAAGUACAUCUCUGGGCUUAGUACUAUACUUGUUGCAACAAUUCAGGAAGCAAAGGAUAGGAUUUCGCAGAUAGAGUAUAUUUUCUGCAGUCAGAUAUACCCAAAUUUUCAAGCAAAUUCUAAAAGCUUGCAGAACAUAUAUUCUGAGGCCAGGGAAGCUGCUGAAGAUGCAUGGAGAGAAAAGGAAAAUAGUCUCUUACUCGAGAUGAAGCAGCUUCGUCUUGAAAAGCAACAGGCUCUUGAAGAGAAUCAGUCUCUAAAGCUUGAGAUGGAAAAUCCUUUGAAGGAGCAAGAAAAGAAAAUAAAUCAACUGCUUUCCAAACUAGAGAGUCAACAACUGAAAAUUGAUGAGCUUGAGAAGGAGCGUAUGCAGAAGUCUAAAGAAGUUGAUGAGGGGAUCGAAUUGCAAGGUAAGUUACUCCAUUUGUUUCAAUCAAAAGUCAGUGUGAUUGUGGAUCAAAGCAAACAAAUAAAAGAGCAUGAAGAAAGGGCUAAAACACUUACUGCUGAACUGAAUAGCCAUAAGAAAAAAGUUGAUGAGCUCCAGAAGGAACUUAGUGAAAAGAUUGAAAAUGUGGCCAGGAGAAAAGAUUUGACUGAAAAGAUUGAAAUGCUAUUUUCAGAUAUUUCAAAUAAUGAACAGCUGUUGACUGAUCUGAAAAAUGAGAAGAAACUACUUAUUGAUAAGUUGGAAGGUUUUGAGGAGAAUGUUAGAAGACUGCAAGAGGAGCUGAGGAAAAAGAUGGAAGAAGUCGAGGAGGAAAGAAAAUUGCAGGGGCAGUUGCUUCAACAAAUUGAUUUGAAUUCUGUUGAAGUGUUAAAGAUAAAGCAGCGGUUGGAGGAGUGUGAGAAAGAGAAGAAACUGCUUCUGGAUAAAGUGGAAGGUUUGGAGGAAAAAGUUAAUGAGCUAAAGUUAAAUCUUAAUGAAAGAAGUGGUGAGGCAGAUGGAGGAAGGGAUUCAGAUGAAAAGUUACUUCAACAGAUAAAACAGAAGGAUUCCGAAUUGGUGGCUGAAAAGAAGAAAAGAAGGGAUGUCAUAGAUGCUUACAAAAGGCUGAAAUCUCAAUACAAUUUUCUCUGCGCAAAGUCUGGUCUCACAACAGAGAAUUUGCUCCAGCAAAACAAGCUAGAAGAUGAAAAUGAUUCAUUUAAGCAACAUCAAAAUCCAGUAAUUUCCCCUGACCUUGAAGACAAAAGUCUCAAUACUUCCGCGGUUCAUUGUGACACAAAUAAAGUGAAAAAUGAAUUUGAUUUUAGUGAUAACUUGGAGGGUGAGAAAGGAGCCAAAUCAUUUCAGACUUCAAGCUUUCAGUCAGCUACUUCUAAUCUCUUUAUAACACCAAAAUGUCCCUCAAAUGUAAAAUCUGCCCCAGCAGCAGGUACAAAGCGACCUGCAUCCUCUUGGAGAGAGACCCGGUCCCGCCAAUGCCAAGGUGGUGUCGACCCUCAUGACGAUUUUCUUGAUACUCCCUUAGAGAACAUAAGAGGAAACUUGAACAAAGCAAUGAAGGAAGACGUUCAUGAUAUUCCAGGCCCAGCUCAGGAAGACAUGAAUCCUGAUAGCUCAGAUGAUGAAACACAGGAUAUGAACGUCGAUCCUGCUCCCCAGAGACAGCAGAAGCCAGAUCCAAUAGCUGGAAAAAGAGGUUACAAGUAUGUUGAACCAGUAAGAAAGAAAGCUGAGAGGGAAAAUUUGAAAGGAGUUGAAUGCAAGCAGUGCAAGAAAUUCUAUGAUGCUGUUCUUCCCAAUGAUGGAGGUAAGGACAGUGACUGUAAUAAGAAAAAUUUCCGCUGUGAACAUCAUGAAGGUGUUUCUAGGCAUAGGUAUAAGUAUAUCCCUCCUAUGACACCUGAAGGUUUCUGGAAUAUUGGAUUUGAAUCUGAAAUGUGAUUCUUUCAGUUGAAACUGAUAUUGUCAUUAUCGCAUUGGCUUUAUUAUUUGAAUUUCAUUAAUGCAACUUUCUAGUCUUAAGCAAGUUGUUAUUGCAACCUUCAGCCACUGCAGAGAAUUCUUCAAGGGUCUGCGGAAUGACUAACCUUCACUUGACUAUAUCUGUGAUUUAAGAUUUUGUUCUGCUCAGAAAUGCUUAAAUUUUUUAUUCCCACUACAGAAGGUUCAGUUCAUGAAGUACAACAAAAAUAUGCAGCAUUCUUUAGGCUUUCUCUUGUUUUGAGGACCUGCUUAAACUGAUGGGAAACUUUCCAAAACCGUUAUAUACCUUUUGCACAGGAACUAUAAGACACCGGGACAGAAAUGAAUCACUCAAAAUAUUUACAUCAAAGUGAUUGUAUACUGUCCAUUAUUAUGUGUGGUUUUUCGUUUUCUUUUGUUCUUGCUCAUGUUUGUAAAUCAUUUAAUGUUCAAUGUCGUGUUCAUUUUUCAAUAUUAGCUCAUUUGAUAUCGAUAGUUCGACACAUGAACCCUUGUCAACAUACAAGCACAUGUCAAUGUAAACAGGUUGUAUUAAAGGAGAUAAUAGGCAUUGUAUUAUUUUUCCUACCUUACCCUUCUCAUUGGUAAUUGUAUUUCCUUGUGUUUCUCAGAUUAUCGAAGUUUAAAUAUUAAUGGAGCUCAACAACUGCUAAAUUGUAUGGGAUUUACAUGUUCUUUUUGGUUGAGGCUGCCUCCUUCCAUUC